Pseudozyma hubeiensis SY62 is the source of this 885-nucleotide messenger RNA. RefSeq lists its product as hypothetical. Gene Ontology annotation, cellular component: mitochondrion. The record is from RefSeq and is a predicted model, not a curated record. Gene Ontology annotation, molecular function: nucleic acid binding. The transcript has a single exon. Bases 1 to 885 code for a protein of 294 amino acids. NCBI's taxonomy places the organism in Eukaryota, Fungi, Basidiomycota, Ustilaginomycetes, Ustilaginales, Ustilaginaceae.
AUGUCAUGGUCGGGCUAUGCUUUGACCGCUAGCGCUGCGCCUUUGUCACGCAACACUCUGUCGCCAUGGAGCUUCAGUCGUAUGCAAAGGCCUGAGCACGCUUUCAGGCUGCCAGCUCGGUUUUUUUCGUCCUCGACAACACAGCGGAAAGCGAGCAAACUUAUAGCCAUCCCGCCAUCAUCUGACAAACCACAAGAAGCGGAAAGCUCAGUCGCCCGCGGAACGCGAUACGAGCUUCUCUGCGGAGCUCUUCUCAAGCAAAUGUUUGGCAUGGAGCUGGAAAGAAGCGGUGGAGCAGGAGAUCGCGGCAUCGAUCUUCGAGGAUGGUGGCAACCCCCAUCAAUACAUCCGUCAGCGGCGGAGACUGAUUCGAGCCGGCAGAGGAGGAUUCGCAUCGUAGCACAGUGCAAGUGUCAAGACGAAGGAGGGAAGAAGAUGGGUCCUGUGCUGGUUCGCGAGAUGGAAGGAGUCAUCUUUCGAGCGUCCUCGCCUUCGCCCACAUCGACAAAGGCCAGCGGAACCGUAGAUGGAGCCACUAUCGACGUACAUAAUGCACCGUUGGCCGGCAUCCUCCUCUCCUCAUCAGGUUUCAGCAAGCAGGCUUUGCUGCAGGUACGCUCGAGCAACGUCCCCCUUGCGGCUAUGCAUGUUCUCGCUCAACCUCAAAAUCCUACAGGUGGUGUAGAAACGAUCAAUGAGCCAGCUCUGUUGGAGCGCUGCGUGUCGAUCGUAUGGAACGACCGCUUCGGGUCGCCUGCAGGUGGAUUGUUAGAAGGUGGGAUGGAAGUUCGUUGGGUCAGGUCGCUCUCACCACGGAAAGCCGCAGCGGAGGGGUCAAUGGGAAAGCCGGUGAUCUAUCGUGGCGGCAAACCGUUGCAAAAAUGA